Lodderomyces theae is the source of this 1404-nucleotide messenger RNA. RefSeq names its product argininosuccinate lyase (gene ARG4). Gene Ontology annotation, molecular function: argininosuccinate lyase activity. Gene Ontology annotation, cellular component: cytosol. The transcript has a single exon. The record is from RefSeq and is a predicted model, not a curated record. NCBI's taxonomy places the organism in Eukaryota, Fungi, Ascomycota, Pichiomycetes, Serinales, Debaryomycetaceae. Bases 1 to 1404 code for a protein of 467 amino acids.
AUGUCGAAACAAACAGAACAACCCAGUGAGAACAAACUUUGGGGUGGUAGAUUCACCGGAGCUACUGAUCCAUUGAUGGAUUUGUAUAAUGCAAGCUUGCCUUAUGAUAAGAUUAUGUACGAUGCUGAUCUCACGGGUACAAAGGUGUACACCCAGGGACUAAAUAAACUAGGAUUGAUCACAGAUGAUGAGUUGGCUAAGAUCCAUGACGGAUUAGAAGUGAUUCGCCAAGAAUGGAAAAACGAUAAAUUUGUCGAGAAACCGGGAGACGAGGACAUCCACACUGCAAAUGAGAGAAGAUUGGGAGAGCUCAUUGGCAAAAACAUUGCGGGUAAAGUGCACACAGGAAGAUCCAGAAAUGACCAAGUUGCAACCGAUAUGAGGAUUUUUGUACGUGAGUCAUUGAAAGCAUUGAGUUUGAAAUUGAAGGUUUUCAUUGAAACGAUUUUGACCAGAUCCGAAAAUGAAAUAGAUGUCUUGAUGCCGGGCUACACUCAUUUGCAGAGGGCUCAGCCCAUUAGAUGGGCCCAUUGGUUGAGCUCCUAUGCCACUUACUUUACCGAGGACUACAAAAGAUUGCAGCAGAUCAUUGAGCGUGUUAACCAGUCUCCAUUGGGCUCUGGUGCUUUGGCUGGCCACCCAUACGGCAUCGAUCGUUCCCUCUUGGCUUCAGGAUUGGGGUUUGAUGGAGUUAUUGGUAACUCUUUAACCGCUGUUAGUGACCGUGACUUUGUUGUUGAGACUUUGUUUUGGGGUACUUUGUUCAUGAAUCACAUUUCACGUUUUGCCGAAGAUUUGAUCAUAUACUCUAGUGCGGAAUUUGGGUUUAUAAAGUUGGCCGAUGCUUAUUCAACUGGGUCUUCGUUGAUGCCUCAGAAAAAGAAUCCAGAUUCGUUGGAGUUGUUGCGUGGUAAAAGCGGAAGGAUAUUUGGUGAAUUAUCUGGAUUUUUGAUGUCAAUCAAAUCGAUCCCUUCGACAUACAACAAGGAUAUGCAAGAGGAUAAAGAACCAUUGUUUGAUGCCUUGACUACAGUUGAACACUCGAUAUUGAUCGCCACCGGCGUCAUCAGUACAUUAAAGAUUAACAAAGCAAAAAUGGAAGGAGCCUUGACCAUGGACAUGUUGGCUACUGACCUUGCUGAUUACUUGGUGAGAAAGGGAGUUCCGUUCAGGGAGACCCACCACAUCUCGGGUGAAUGUGUUAGAAAAGCUGAAGAUGAGAACUUGUCUGGAAUUGAUAAAUUGACUUUUGAGCAGUUGAAGGAAAUUGAUGACCGAUUUGAAAAGGAUGUUAUGGAUACAUUUGAUUUUGAGGUUAGUGUUGAGAGAAGAGACGCCAUUGGAGGUACCGCGAAGUCAGCUGUCUUGACUCAAUUGAAAAAUUUAAAGUCUCAGUUAAAUUAA